Funneliformis geosporum is the source of this 129-nucleotide messenger RNA. NCBI's taxonomy places the organism in Eukaryota, Fungi, Glomeromycota, Glomeromycetes, Glomerales, Glomeraceae. The record is from the annotation of a GenBank genome assembly.
ACUUGGAAUUGUCACGUUGGAUCGUCUAUGUAAUAAUACCAGAACUUCCUGUGGAACGGAAAGAUGACAAGGGUGGUAGUGUUUGCGAUAGAAAAGAUUUUUAUAUUGGUUCUGGGUUUUGGCAAAGGU